GAAGAAGUCGGUCCUCCACUGAGUUAGCUCUUAUUAGCUCAGUGUUGCCAAGUUAGCUUCGCCUGCUAACUGCUAACAGUCCUGUUAGUGUGUGAUGGAGUGGAAGUGAAGCAGAAAAAUGUCCAAAAAAGUUGAGAUUCUGAGAUCGCUGGUGGAGCAGAGACUAACUGCAGCUGUUGAAGAGAUAUUUGGACUGGUGGAAAGAACCAUAGUAGAGUACGAAGAUGAACUUUGUCGAACUAAAGAAGAAAACCAGAGACAAAAACAAAUACUAGACUCAGUUCUGAACUCACAGGUCCUGGGAGAUCCUCCAGGAGUCCAGUAUCUGCCAGUGUUUAAAGAAGACAUUCCCUCUGAGCAGGAGGAGGACUGGACCAGUCCCAGUGUAGACCCAGACCCAGAACCCCCUGGCAUUAAAGAGGAACAGGAGGAGAUGGGGAUCAAUGCCACAGGGCAGAUCAUUCCACUGUCAGAUUUGGUCUCCACGGCGGCGUCUCCUGGGUCUCAUCCAUCUGGACUUCAUUCACCACAGUCACAGAAUACGUUCAUGUGUUUAGAUGAAGAGAGUCCUUCUGGAAAACGCCAGAGGAUGAACUCAGAAACUCUGCAGGUGGAGGGAGUCUUUGCACAAGACGAAGAGCAGGAACCUUUAGACAUCGGUGAGGAGUUUGAGUCCGAUGAUGAGCAACAGGAAUUGGACAUGGACGACGAAGACGCUGUAGAAGACGAAGACCUUCCUGUGUUUGAAUCCUCCUUUGAGAGUUCGGAUGAGUUUUCCGACACCGAGGAAGGUGAGACAACAGUGUCGGAAGGAUGGACCUCCAGAAGUGGGGACAUUCAGUGGGCCCCCACCAAUGUCCGUACGCAGCCGUAUACUCCUGCGCCCUCUGGGAUGGAACCGGGACCCACCCGUUAUGCCACGGCCAUGAUCAGCAGCGUGGUGGACAGCUUCAACCUGUACAUCACCGACGAUAUUCUGAAGCUGAUCGUCGACCACACCAACCUGCAGGGGAAGCGGAGCGUCCGCGGCUGGAGGAACAUCGAUAUCAUCGACCUGCGGGCGUACAUCGGCCUGGUGCUGCUGGGAGGGGUUUACCAGUCGCACAACGAGCCGACGCGCAGCCUGUGGGACGACCACACCGGCCGAGACAUCUUCAGGACCACCAUGGGUCAGAAGACGUUCAGGCUGAUCAACACCUGCCUGCGCUUCGAGGACCGGCAGGCUCGAUCGCCGCACAUGAGGAGGGACAAGCUGGCCGCGCUCCGAGACUUAUGGGAGAUGUGGAACGCCCGCCUCCCGGUCCUCUACAACCCAGGACAGGACGUGUGCGUGGACGAGCAGCUGAUCCCAUUCCAAGGCCGCUGCUUCUUCCGUCGGUUCCACCCGAAAAACCCCGCCAAGAACGGACUGAAGGUGUGGGUGACCUGCGACGUGGACACGUGUUACGCGUGGAGGAUGAGUGUGGAUACGGGGCAGCAGGCCGGUGCCAGGAUGGACCGGAACCGGGGGAAGAGGGUGGUCCUUGACAUGACAGAGGGGCUCAGCGGUGUCACCGUCACCUGCGACAGUCUGGUAUCGUCCUUUGCUCUGGGGGAGGAGCUUCUGCAGAGGAAUGUGGCGCUAUUGGGUAACCUCCGCCACAACAAACCGGACCUUCCGCCUCAGCUCCUGCGAGCCCAGGGUAGAGCCGCCCAUUCCUCGGUGUUCGCCUUCACCAGGACACAUACGGCCGUUUCAUACGUACCGAAACGGGGGAAGAACAUCCUGCUGAUCAGCACCAAACACCGGGAGGCGGCGGUGAGCAGCAGGGAGAAGAGGAAGCCCCUGAUUAUCUGUGACUACAGCCGGUGUAAAGGAGGCGUCUGCAACCUGGAUAAGGUGGUCGGGCCCUACAGCUGCAGGAGGAGGACCGGUCGGUGGCCGCUGGCGCUUUUCUUCAAACUGUUGGACGUCAGCGCCCACAACGCCUUCAUCCUGUGGACGUCUGUGGAUCCGUUAUGGCAACAGGGGAAAAGUUAUCCUCGAAGGCUGUUUAUCGAGGAGCUGGGGAAGAGUCUGGUGGCGCCACAGAUAGCGAGGAGGAACCACCCUCCCCAAACGCCAGGUGGCGCCGCCCUGGCGUUGGACGCUCGGAUCAGAAAGCUUCCACGGCCGACAGCGCGCGCUAAGCUGCAGAAGAGGAGGAGGUGUUCACUGUGCACCAGCAGGAAACAGGUCUUCACCUUCUGCACCAUGUGUGAACGUUCAGUCUGCAGAGAGCAUUACCACAUCGUCUGCGUCCCCUGCCUGAGCUGAACACACCCACACAGGCUGCUGUCGUCCUCUGUCAUAUUAACCCUCAGAUCACAGGUGGCAAACAUGUGGCCCGGGGGCCAAAACCGGCCCGCCAGAGGGUCCAGUCCGGCCCGUGGGAUGAAUUUGCAAAGUGCAAG
Messenger RNA from Sphaeramia orbicularis (orbiculate cardinalfish), 2433 nucleotides. RefSeq lists its product as uncharacterized. The record is from RefSeq and is a predicted model, not a curated record. The coding region runs from base 119 to 2296 and encodes 725 amino acids. The transcript is spliced from 5 exons. Lineage: Eukaryota; Metazoa; Chordata; Actinopteri; Kurtiformes; Apogonidae.